Messenger RNA from Physella acuta, 872 nucleotides. RefSeq names its product acetylcholine-binding protein-like. Gene Ontology annotation, molecular function: extracellular ligand-gated monoatomic ion channel activity; transmembrane signaling receptor activity. Gene Ontology annotation, biological process: monoatomic ion transmembrane transport. NCBI's taxonomy places the organism in Eukaryota, Metazoa, Mollusca, Gastropoda, Physidae. Gene Ontology annotation, cellular component: membrane. The record is from RefSeq and is a predicted model, not a curated record.
AUGUUUACGCUCGUUUAUCACCCCACCCUCUCCCCCACCCCAGCCAAUAGCAGCUCGAGCUACCUGCACAGCAACGUCAUCACACGUCUGAUGAGCUCUGGGCGGCGUGACGUCAUCCCCAUCAGACGCGAGGCACACUACAAGCCCGUGGUUGUUUCACUUAGCUUCAGCGUCAUCAACAUCGAGAAGGUCGACCUUGACCUAGGCAUCGUCCAGCUGAUGGUCUGGCAGACGGCCACGUGGCACGACCAAGUUCUGGCCUGGAGCAGGGUAGACGAGGAUUUUACACAGGUAUCGAUACCAGCUGACUACAUCUGGACCCCAGACAUCACUCUGUUGAACGGGGAGGCAGACGUCUUGUACCCAAACACCGCCGUCAUUUCCUACCGGGGAGCAGUUCGGUGGCUGACCAAACAACGCAUGCGCGUCACAUGUGACGUCUGGACUUCUAGCAACGGCACAACCUGUGACGUCAAUCUAAGCUCCUGGACCCACAGCACACAGGAGCUUAAACUUGAGCUGUCGAGCGACCCGGUGAACGACCUGAGCUACCUCGCUGGCUCGAGGUACGAGCUGCUUGUGGCGGCGGCUAGAAAAGAUGAGUACACCCUCCCAACAGGCACGUACGAAACUGUGCAGCUGUCGGUCACCUUCAGGAAAAAACUCUCAGUAGCAGCUAGUCAAUCAGCUCUGAUACAGUCCAGCCUGAUAGUCUUGGUUCCCUUCAUGUUAAUGGCUAGGUUUAAUGGCUAAGUUUUGGCGAUAUGUUAAUGGCUAGGUUAAACGGCUAAGUUUUGGCGAUAUGUUAAUGGCUAGGUUAAACGGCUAAGUUUUGGCGAUAUGUUAAUGGCUAGGUUAAAUGGCUAAGUUUU